Sturnus vulgaris (Common starling) is the source of this 780-nucleotide messenger RNA. RefSeq names its product basic leucine zipper ATF-like transcription factor 3 (gene BATF3). The record is from RefSeq and is a predicted model, not a curated record. NCBI's taxonomy places the organism in Eukaryota, Metazoa, Chordata, Aves, Passeriformes, Sturnidae. Gene Ontology annotation, biological process: regulation of transcription by RNA polymerase II. Gene Ontology annotation, molecular function: RNA polymerase II cis-regulatory region sequence-specific DNA binding; DNA-binding transcription factor activity, RNA polymerase II-specific. Gene Ontology annotation, cellular component: nucleus.
AGAGCCGAUGUCACAGGAGCGCGGCGGGCAGGAGCGCCCGGAGAGUCAUGAAGAAGAUGACAGAAAAGUAAGGAGGAGAGAAAAAAAUCGAGUUGCUGCACAGAGGAGCCGGAAGAAGCAAACUCAGAAAGCAGAUAAACUUCACGAGGAAUAUGAGUCUCUUGAGCAAGAAAAUACCUCCCUGAAAAGAGAAAUUGGAAAGCUAACAGAUGAAAUGAAACACUUGAGUGAAGUGUUGAAGGAUCACGAGAAGAUCUGUCCACUAUUGCACUGCACCAUGAACUUUAUGACCAUACCAAGGCCUGAUGCACUUGCCAGCUGCCUACCAAGAUGAGUGCUCUCCUCAGUCACCUCUAAAUGUGAUGUGUGAAAGUGCCAUUAACAGAAGGUUUGAAGAACUGCCUACUUAGUGUACAGUUCUUCCAUCAAAGAGGGCUGGACUCGACCACACAGCUCUUCUCCACAUUGAAAUGUUACAGUCUUUGAAUCUCAGGAAAACACCAGUAUGGAAAAAAAGACAAUUUGAACAGCAGCUUCUAACUUGGUAGACUCUUCAAGCCAUGGUUUUGCCUUUGGAAAUGUCAAAGUGCUGUGCAGCCCACUAUAGAGCGAUGGAAUGUAGACAGGGAAAAGUACCGACCUCGGACUGGGAUGCCUUUCUCCCACACGUCCACUGCCAGUAACCCUUUGUCACUUGUCACCCGUGUAUGUCAUGAUCUGGCUGCUGGGUUUUAUCUCUCUAAACAGGUUUGGUUAAUAAAAGCGAUGUCUCAUCUUUAA